AGGAGGAAGAAGAGGACGGGGGGAGGAGGAAGGACGGCGCACCCACUGUGCCAGAGCAAGGAUCCCGGAUUAGAGGAGAAAGAGCGCAGAGCGGACCGCUUCAAAGCUCCAAAUAAUAGCGAUGAAUUAUUAAGGAAGAUUAGGAUUAUCAGAUCAACCCGGGAACAACUUUUUUUUUUUUUUUCUUGCUCAGAAUUCACAUUAGGAACAUAAAUGCAAUCAUGGAAAGCAGCUUGGUGUCCGGUGCCACGGAGAAUUAGGGCCACCAUGAAAAGAGAGGGGGGGGGGGAAAUAACAAGAACAGAGGAAAUCUAGUUGUUGCUACUUUACCACAAUUAAGUAUGUUUGGAGAGAGGAAAAAAGAUGGAAUUUUACACAAAUAAAGAUGUGAUUUUGAUGAAAAUAAUUUUUUUUCUUACAUUUUUUAGGGAAAAAGGUUAUCUGCAGUGGUAAUUUAAUUUUAAAGUUGCUGUUAUAGGGGGAAAAUGAAUUGUUUUAAUUCAAUUUUUUAUGGUAAAUGUUUUAUUAUUUUUUUAUAAAUGUAUGAAAAAAAUAAUAUAAUUUUACUGGAAAAGUUUUUUGGGGGAAAAAGAUGUAAUUUUAACAAAAAACAUCCACUUUCUUUUACAAAUGUAUUGUAGUCAGGAAAAAUCUUGUAUUUUUUAGGAUACAAAAUAUGUAUUUUAAUGGAAUAUUUUUAAUUUGUGCUGGGAAAAAGUUGUCAUUUCAUAAUGAAAAAAAGCCACAUUCAAUAUGUUGGGGAAAAAAAAUUUUUUUUGGGGGAAAAAAAAAGUAAUUGUUAUGAAUAAAAAUCUGAUGUCAUAAUUUUUCAAGAAAAAAGUCGUAACUUUUAAAAGAAGGAAAAAAAAAGUCCUCAUUUUUAACUGAGAAAAAAAAGUCAUGAGAAUGAAGUCAUAAUACUUUAAUAACAGAUGUAGUUUAUGGGAAAAAUAUAAAAUGUUUCAAAAGAGAAACUAGUACAAUUUUUUUUUUUACUUUUAAGAGACUAAAGUUGUCAUCUUACAGUAAUAAAAAUAUAAUGUAUGUAUUUUGUGUCACUUUCUGCUUGUCCCAUCAGGGGCCACCACAGCGAGUCACUCACUUGAAAUUUAAUUUGCACCUUUUCUCAUGCUUUCUAAUGACCAUUCUGACGCAACUGACCUUUAUUUUUCUUUUGUUUUAUCCAGCAUUAGCUUGGGCACCGGCCAGGAAUCCAACACAUGCAUGUCUGCAUGAAAGGCACCAACAUGUACUACUUCCCUACCAGUAUACAUAGGAGAUUUGUAUACUACCCCCAAGAUUUGAUUAAAAUCAGUUAAACACCAAAAGGACCAAAUAUUAUUUCACCCUGAUAAUGUGUUCCUGCUGAUUUGCAUCUCAUUUUCACAUGGAGGAAACACCCACAAGCCUUUCCGCGCCCAUGAGGAAUGCAGGCAGGCUGCAAGUUCAACAAUCUCCAACACUGAAGAGUUUGCUCAGCUCAGCACGUCGGUCCACACAGACUCUCCUCUCCUCUCAGCAAACUUCACUUGCUUUUUUUUUUUUUUUUUUUCUAAAAAAAAAAAGGAACAUCCAUGUUGUUGUGUUCCAGCACCUUUUUCACCUGGAAGGAAGAAGCAAACACGGACCUUGUGGGGGGGAAAAAAAGUAGAAAGGAGUUGAUCAAAAAAAGUGGAUCAAGUUGCUUCUGGACACAGAAUGGACCCGGCUUUACUUUUCAUCAUUUCCUCCUGUUUAGGUUUGUCGGCAUGUUUCUCUGUGGAGGAGCGGUCCCGUCACCUCUCCUUGGAGAAAACCUACGGCCGCUCGGUCAAGGAUUCCCACAUGUGCCACCACAUGUUGAAGCACCUUCACGACGGGGCCCGCAUCACCGUGCAGAUGCCCCCAAACGUGGAGGGUCACUGGGUGUCCACCAGCUGCGAGGUGAGACCCGGUCCGGAGUUCCUGACGCGCUCCUAUCGCUUCCAUGCCAACAACACCUUCCAGGCCCACCAGUUCUACUAUGAGGACAACCACUGCACAAGGCCCACCUACACCCUGUCGGUCCGGGGGCGCUUGCGCCUACGCCAGGCCUCCUGGAUCAUUCGGGGCGGCACCGAGGCCGAGUACCACCUCCACCGGGUCCAGAUCACGUGUCACGGGGCCGGCGUGGCCGAAGAGCUGAGCCAGAGGCUGAACCGGAGCUGCAAGGGAGCCGUCAGGGGCCCCUGGGAACCCGACGUCCCCUACGAGCUGUGGAGCGAGGAGGGAGGCUACAACUGCUCCAGGGAGCUCAACUUCGCCAUGCACGAGCUGCAGCUGCUGCGGGUAGAGAAGCAAUACACGCACCACAACCCGGACCACCUGGUAGAGGAGCUCUUCCUCGGGGACGUCCACACGGACCCCGCGCAGAGGCUCUACUACAAGCCCUCCAGCUACCAGACGCCCCUGCAGAACGCUAAGAACCACGCGCACGGCUGCAUCGCCUGCCGCAUCAUCUACCGCUCGGACGAGUUUCACCCGCCCAUCCUUCCGCCGCGUGCCGACCUGUCGGUGGGCCUGUACGGCCAGUGGGCGAGCCAGCGGUGCGAGGUGCGCCCGGAGGUGCUCUUCCUCACCCGCCACUUCCUGUUCCACAACAACAACCACACGUGGGAGGGUUACUACUACCAUUUCUCCGACCCAGUGUGCAAGCAUCCCACCUUCACCAUCUACGCCCGUGGACGCUACUCGCGCGGCCUGCACUCCACGCGUGUCAUGGGCGGCACCGACUUCGUCUUCAAAGUGAACCACAUGAGAGUGACACCAAUGGACUUCGCCACCACCUCGCUGCUCAACGUGUUCAGCGGCGACGAGUGCGGCGCUGAGCGCUCCUGGCAGCUGGGCGUGGAGCAGGACGUUACGGCCACCAAUGGCUGCGUGGCCCUGGGCAUCCGCCUGCCGCACACCGAGUACGAGCUCUUCCGCAUGGAGCGCGACGCCAACGGCCGCUACCUGCUCUACAACGGCCAGCGGCCCAGCGACGGCUCCAGCCCGGACCACCCGGACAAGCGGGCCACGUCCUACCAGCUGCCCCUGGUGCGCUGCUCGGCCAGCAGCCAGGCGGCGGGACGCGACCAGGCCGGGGAUGACACGGCCCUGCGGCUCAGUAAUAGUGGCGGGGGACGCCAUAGAGCCGGUGUCACGGCGGUGCUUGUUGCGCCUGUGUUAAAAACACUGCUGUUGCGUUAGGCCCAUAAUGGAGACUUGAGAAAUGCUACAAAGGUUGCCUUAGGAGGUCAUUACUUGACCCCAAAUGGUACAAUAGUGUAGAUUGUACCUUACGGGCCACAAAAUGGACUUAAGUGGACGUACAUUGCUGGAGGGAAAAGGAGCCAUGGGCCAAAGUCUUGUCCCGUAGAAAAAAACUGCACUUUAGGUGGAACUACCCAAAGAUGGACUCCGAUGUUUAAAUGAUGUGAUACGUACACAUUUUUUUUUUCUUUUAAGAUAAGAGGCAGGGAGCCAUAACUCACAAAACGUUUGGGAUAUUGGGUGAAGUUUCAGGAUGAACUUAAAUACACUAUAACCUUUACAGGUGAACCUAAUAUUUGACCUUUUAUUGUGGCCAGUCCCCGUGUGGAAUGAGGCAAUGUCAGGACAUUGUGGCAAGUAGACUAUAAGUGAUGGCACAAACCAAUGAGAGGCCCUUUCUAGUUUGACAUAGAUUGCUUCUUUCACACCACUUCAAACCUUCAAACCAGCAGGCCUCCAAAUUCAGAACUUGUUAUCCUCAAAGGAGGCCCUUAUUUUUGAGAUGCAAAUUAACUGCUGACUCUGGACCCAUAGAAACUGCUCUACUAUGUUGUGCCAUGCGUUUGUGGAAGGGUUGCUUAGUCUCUCCAAUGUAAAGGUCAUUGCACUCCUCACUACAUAAACAAGUUUGCUGAGUUUUCUUCUUGGGAUUUUGACCUUUGGGUGAAGCAACCUUUGUACAAGGGUGUUAAUGGAUUUGAAAUGCAUAGCUUGGUUGGGAGAAAAUCAGCGAGUCGUUUUACCACUAAGCAGGUGAACAAUCAGUUGGUAUGCAGGACGGGCAUUCCCCAGCCACGUCUGGCAACAACAGCAACCCAAUUGUGACCAAGCCCAGUGGACACAUCCACCAGAGACAAAUAGGGAGACUCGACACUUAAAAAUUAUUAACUGAAGAAGCCUUUUUCUGAUUUAACACGAAACGUAUUCAACAAACAAGAGGAGUCCAGGUGCCUCAAUUUAACCUUUUCGGAGUACCAUGACCUGAAUGACUGGAAAAUCUACAGACAACUUGACCUUUCCUGACGUUUUGAAUGCACAACCCCUAUUCCAAUGAAAUUGGGACGUUGUGUUAAACAUAAAUAAAAACAGAAUACAAUGAUUUGCAAAUCAUGUUCGACCUAUAUUUAAUUGAAUACACUACAAAGACAAGAUAUUCAAUGUUCAAACAGACAAACUUUAUUGUUUUUAGCAAAUAAUCAUUAACUUAGAAUUUUAUGGCUGCAACACAUUCCAAAUAAGCUGGGACAGUUGGCAAAAAAGACUGAGAAAGUUGAGGAAUGCUCAUCAAACACCUGUUUGGAACAUCCCACAGGUGAACAGGCUAAUUGGGAACAGGCGGGUGCCAUGACUGGAUAUAAAAGGAGCUUCCCUGAAUUGUUCAGUCAUUCACGAGCAAAGAUGGGGCGAGGUGCACCUCUUUGUGAACAAGUGCGUGAGAAAAUAGUCGAACAGUUUAAGGACAAUGUUCCUCAACGUACAAUUGCAAGGACUUUAGGGAUUUAAUCAUCUACGGUCCAUAAUAUCAUCAAAAGGUUCAGAGAAUCUGGAGAAAUCACUGCAUGUAAGCGGCAAGACCGAAAACCAACAUUGAAUGCCCGUGACCUUCGAUCCCUCAGGCGGCACUGCAUCAAAAACCGACAUCAAUGUGGAAAGGAUAUCACCACGUGGGCUCAGGAACACUUCAGAAAACCAAUGUCAGUAAAUACAAUUCGGCGCUACAUCCGUAAGUGCAACUUGAAACUCUACAAUGCAAAGCAAAACCCAUUUAUCAACAACACCCAGAAACGCCGUCGGCUUUUCUGGGCUCGAGCUCUUCUAAGACGGACUGAUGCAAAGUGGAAAAGUGUUCUGAGGUCCGACGAGUCCACAUUUUAAAUGGUUUUUGGAAAUUGCGGACCAAAGAGGAAAAGAACCAUCCGGACUGUUAUGGACGCAAAGUUCAAAAGCCAGCAUCUGUGAUGGUAUGGGGCUGUGUUAGUACCAAUGGCAUGGGUAACUUACACAUCUGUGAAGGCACCAUUAAUGCUGAAAGGUACAUUCUUCUUAUUUCAGCAAGACAAUGCCAAACCACAUUCUGCACGUGUUACAACAGCGUGGCUUCGUAGUAAAAGAGUGCGGGUACUAGACUGGCCUGCCUGCUGUCCAGACCCGUCUCCCAUUGAAAAUGUGUGGCGCAUUAUGAAGCGUAAAAUACGACACCGGCGACCCCGGACUGUUGAACAGCUGAAGCUUUACAUCAAGCAAGAAUGGGAAAGAAUUCCACCUAAAAAGCUUCAACAAUUAGUGACCUCAGUUCCCAAACGUUUAUUGAAUGUGUUUAAAAGAAAAGGUGAUGUAACACAGUGGUAAACAUGGCCCUGUCCCAGCUUUUUUGGAACGUGUUGCACCCCAGAAAUUCUAAGUUAAUGAUUAUUUGCUAAAAAUUAAAUUGUCUUUGUAGUGUAUUCAAUUUAGUAUAGGUUGAACAUGAUUUGCAAAUCAUUGUAUUCAGUUUUGAUUUAUGUUUAACACAACGUCCCAACUUCAUUGUACGUGUUCAACUUUUCAGUACUUUUUGUAUAACUUGCUGUUCUCCAACAAGUACACGUGCUUAAAAGGACGUCCACUUCUAUGCCUUUCUGUUCUUCUUUCAGUGGUCACUUCCACCUGACAACAUCCUGUUUCAAGCCUCGCAAUAUUGAGUUACUGUUGAUCAACUGUUAAGUGUCAAAAUGUGGACAUCAUGACCAAAAAGACCGUUUAAAUACCAAUUCUAAUUGAACAUGGAAAUCCAAUGGUCGAUUCAUGGAUCAAACACCUGCUGUGAGGUCUGUUUUGACGUAAGUUCACCUGUAAAGGUUCUAGUCCAUCUCAGGUUCAUCAAGAAAUUUCAGCCAAAAACUAAAUAGCCCUCUUUUUUUUGUGUGUACAAGGAGUAUGUGUGGAAUUUUUCUGAAAAUUGUUUUUUAGAAUUGGGCAGCCCGGUGAAAAGGUGGGGAUGUGAGGAUGUACAGUUUGGAGGUUCGGAGUUCAAAUCUCAGCUGUAUGGAUAUAUAUAUAUUUUUUAUAACUACAUGGUGGGCCGGAUCCAAUGCUCAAGAGGGCCAUAUAUGGUCCAUGUAAGAGAUGUCGAUUUUGUUUUUUUUUUUAAUUGUAAAGAAACACAAAAGUCAUGUUUUGUCAUAUGAAAUUGACUACAAUUGCACUUACUGUAACAUGUAUGUUUUCAAGACAGCAGGGUCAAUAAAUACUGUAAUGAAA
Messenger RNA from Phycodurus eques (leafy seadragon), 6513 nucleotides. Its product is annotated as protein APCDD1-like. The transcript is spliced from 5 exons. Gene Ontology annotation, biological process: negative regulation of Wnt signaling pathway. Gene Ontology annotation, cellular component: plasma membrane. NCBI's taxonomy places the organism in Eukaryota, Metazoa, Chordata, Actinopteri, Syngnathiformes, Syngnathidae. The coding region runs from base 1699 to 3210 and encodes 503 amino acids. Gene Ontology annotation, molecular function: Wnt-protein binding. The record is from RefSeq and is a predicted model, not a curated record.